UAAUUGGAAUGUUAAAAAAUUGGGUCGAGUAUCGGAUUUCGGAUCGAAAUCCUGGUUAUAAAUUUUUCGGGGUGAGGUCAAUUCUGUUCGCUGAUAUCUUUUCGUCUACUUUCCCAUUAUUAGCGAAACAGAGUAGUAAACUGGGGAUUAGACUAAAAUCGGUAUACUUUUUCUUUGACCCUAUCGUCUCUUGGCCCUUUCGUUUCUUGAUGAAUAAAUAAAUUUUUUUAAGGCAAAAGAAGAUGAAGAUUUUUAUGAAUGGAUUAAAGGGUCAAAUCAAAUGGAAGUUGAAGAUAAACAUUUGAAAAAAUUAAAAGAAAGAUGGACAAAAAACGACCAAGAAUUGGGUGAAGAUGAACGUUUUUUGAGAGAUUUUUUGUUAAAUAAAAAAUAUUUGGGAGACUCGAAGGAAGAGGAAAAAGGGAAAGAAGAAAGAAUUCCAACAUAUGAAGAAAUUAUUAAAGAUGAACAAGAAGAGGAUCUUGCUGACCAAUUUGAACAAAAAUAUAAUUUUAGAUUUGAGGAACCUGAUCAAGAAUUUUUAAAACAAUAUCCACGGACAAUAAAUGAAGCAUUAAGAAAAAAGGAAUCAAAAAGACAUAAAAAAUUGGAAGAAGAAAAAGAAGCCAAAAAACGUAAAAGAACGCAUAUUGAAAUGGUUGAAGUGCCUUUUCGUUAUAGACAAGUUGCUCCAAAUUCUUUUGGAUUGAGUACUGAUGAGAUUUUAAAUUCUGAUGAUCGUUGUUUAAAUGCAUGGGCACCUCUCUCAAAAAUUUGUCAAUAUCGCGAUGAUAAUGAAGAACAAAGACAAAUUUUAUAUUUUGAAAGGAAAGCUAAAAAUAUUGAAAAGAAGAGAAAAAUUUUGGAAAAGAAAUUGAAAAGUGAAGAAAAAUCUGAGGAAAAACAAGAAGAGAAGGAAGAGGAGAAGAUGGAAGAGAAUGAUUUUGGGGAGGGUGAAGAAGAAGAGGAGUAUCAACAAGAUGAGGAGGAUAAAGGGGAGGAAUAUCAGCAAGAUGAAGAAGAGGAGUAUCAACAAAAUGAUGUUGAGGAUCAUUUUCUUGAUGCUGAGGAAGAUGAAGAAUCUUUUUCAAGUAUUCCGAGUACUUCAAAUAAUAUUGUUGGAAUUAAAUCAAAAACAACACUUAAAGGACAGUCUAUUGAACAAGGAGGAGUAAAACAAGAACCUAUGGAAUUAAAUCAAGAAAAAAUUGUUGAGAAAUUAAAUGAAGAACAACGAAAAAGCAAGAAAAGAAAAUUCAUGAUAAAUAAAAAAGAAAAUAAAAAGAAGAACAAAAAACAAUUUAAUGUAACAGAAUUAAAUAAAGAAAGGCUUAGAGCUUAUGGAGUUGGAACAAUAAAAAAAUUAAAAAGUAUUCAAUUUUGUAAAAAGAUGGACGAGAAAGAGAUGAGGAAGAAGGAGAAAAUUGAAGAAAAGAAGAUGGUGGGGGAAGAAAACGGAGAGGGAAGAAAAAAGAAGAAGAGGAAGAAGAAGAAAAUGAAAGGGAAAAAUGAUGAAGGGAAGGGAGAAGAAAAUUGAGGAGGAAAAACUAGAAGAGAAGACACUUUGGACGGAUUUUUUGGGUCUGUUUUGUUUUUGGCUUUUCUCUAAUGCUAGAGAAGAGGAAAAAAAGAUACAAUUAGGGUUGCCGUU
Meloidogyne enterolobii is the source of this 1651-nucleotide messenger RNA. The record is from the annotation of a GenBank genome assembly. Lineage: Eukaryota; Metazoa; Nematoda; Chromadorea; Rhabditida; Meloidogynidae.